ACUUGUGCUGACAGGACCUGCGUGCUUUGCAGCUGCCUGAAUUCUUGUCACAAGAAAUCAGGGGUGGCAGGAUUCGAAACAGAGACACCGUUCAGCAUGAGCACUGCAGGCAAAGUUAUUAAAUGCAAAGCAGCAGUGAUGUGGGAAGCCAAUAAACCAUUUUCUAUUGAGGAAGUGGAAGUUGCCCCACCAAAAGCAAAUGAAGUUCGCAUAAAGAUUGUGGCCACAGGCAUCUGCCGCUCUGAUGACCAUGUGGUAAUGGGUGCACUGGUGAUGCCUUUUCCAAUAAUUCUGGGGCAUGAAGCAGCUGGUGUUGUGGAGAGUGUUGGGCAGGGAGUAACUUCAGUCAAGCCAGGAGACAAGGUUAUUCCACUCUUUGUUCCACAGUGUGGGGAGUGCAGCAGCUGCUUAAGCACCAAGGGUAAUCUCUGCAUUAAAAAUGACCUUGCUUCAGCUGUUGGACUAAUGCCUGAUGGCACCAGUAGAUUCACCUGUAAAGGAAAAGUAAUUCAUCAUUUUGCUGCUACAAGUACCUUCACUGAAUACACAGUAGUGCAUGAAUCUGCUGUAGCCAAAAUUGAUUCUGCUGCUCCUCUGGAAAAAGUCUGUCUAAUUGGCUGUGGAUUUUCAACUGGUUAUGGGGCUGCUGUGCAGACUGCCAAGGUAGAACCAGGCUCCACCUGUGCCAUCUUUGGCCUUGGAGGAGUCGGCCUCUCUGUUGUCAUGGGCUGCAAAGCAGCUGGAGCUUCCCGCAUCAUUGGCAUUGAUAUCAAUAGCGACAAGUUUGCCAAGGCCAAGGAGCUGGGAGCCACCGACUGUGUCAACCCCAAAGACUUCAAGAAGCCUAUUCACGAGGUGUUGAUAGAAAUGACUGGCCAGGGUGUGGACUACUCCUUUGAGGUCAUCGGCCGUACCGAAACCAUGGCUGCAGCCCUGGCCUGUUGCCAGUACAACUACGGAGUCAGUGUGAUUGUAGGAGUGCCUCCCGCAACACAAGAGAUCACUUUUGACCCCAUGCUCCUCUUCACCGGUCGCACCUGGAAAGGGUCCGUCUUUGGAGGCUGGAAGAGUAAAGAAUCAGUUCCUAAACUGGUUGCUGACUACAUGAAGAAAAAAUUUGUUCUGGAUCCAUUAAUCACCCACACACUUCCUUUCACUAAAAUCAACGAGGGGUUUGAUCUUCUAAGGACAGGGAAGAGUAUUCGCAGUGUCCUGGUGUUUUAGGAUUCCCAA
Molecule: messenger RNA, 1233 nt
Organism: Merops nubicus (carmine bee-eater)
Lineage: Eukaryota; Metazoa; Chordata; Aves; Coraciiformes; Meropidae
Product: alcohol dehydrogenase 1
Exons: 9
Coding region: 97-1224 (375 amino acids)
Biological process (GO): retinoic acid metabolic process; retinol metabolic process
Cellular component (GO): cytosol
Molecular function (GO): zinc ion binding; all-trans-retinol dehydrogenase (NAD+) activity
Source: RefSeq, a predicted model, not a curated record